Messenger RNA from Letharia lupina, 1500 nucleotides. RefSeq lists its product as uncharacterized. Lineage: Eukaryota; Fungi; Ascomycota; Lecanoromycetes; Lecanorales; Parmeliaceae. The transcript has 2 exons. Bases 1 to 1500 code for a protein of 499 amino acids. The record is from RefSeq and is a predicted model, not a curated record.
AUGAGAAUACCCGCCCUCUUGGUGGGGAGACAUAUCGACCAUCAGAACGCAAUCCACCACCUCGGUCAGACAAUUUUCGUAGCUAUCGGUCUUCGCCUCGAAGAGGGCGCACUCCACCUCCGUAUGGAGACACAUAUACUCCAGCAGCAGAUCGACGACGUUCGCGAAGCCCAGCAUAUAGGGGUAGGGAUGGAAGCAGCUACAGAGGAAGACCGAGGUCCCCAGCGAGGGCAUAUUCGCCUCGAAGAGAUACACGCGCCAGAUCACCCCUUCCCAGAACACGUCGCUACUCCAGAUCUCCCACCGCGGUCGCCCUCUCAACGAGAAAGGAUACCUUCACCAACCAGGGAGAGAUACGAGAGACGCGAUUUCUCUCCUCUCAGGAAUGCACGACCUAGAUUCCCGAACGAGAGUAAUUACCGUCAUCCCGAACGCUCUGCUUCUCCAGUACGACGUACUGAGCACGCCUCUCGCAUCGCCUCCCCGAUCUCUUCUCGUCGCUCUUCGCCUUAUGUUCAUACAGACAGGCUAGCAAAUACUGGAUCAGGUCCUCAUUCUCCCGCUUUCAGAGGCUCCCGCGUACCCCCUGCUGCAAGAUAUUCGGGCUAUCGCGAUAAAUCGCCUCCACGAAGAGGCUAUUCGCCAGUCCCCGUCUCUCCACCGCGCGAAGCUGUACCUUAUCGUGCACGAUCACCGCCCCCACGAGAGCGAGACGACUAUCGAAAUGGCGACACUCCUGCCACCUGGUCAGGCACACAGAUGGCAACGCCUCAAUCAUCAGGAUACCGUAAUGGAGACUCUCGUCCUCCUCCAAGUGGACCGGGAGGCUACAGAGAUUCUUAUGCCCGCGAAUCUCCCUCCGGACCUCCACCUUCAGCUCCGAUCUCCAUGUCUGCUCACAAUCGCCCAGCCAGCGCAUCUGUUCUCUCCGCACCCACUCGCCCUCGCGGCGGCCCUUCUUUCGCAGGGCGAGACUCACGGGGUCAGCCUUACAGCGGUCCACAACCUCAUCGCGGCGGCCGUCCACCACCACAAUCAACCUACCACGCUCCAUCCCGCCAGCAAUAUGAGUCCCGCCCGCCGCCAUCAGAGCACAUUCCGCACGGUCCACGGGCCCACCACGGGCCUUCGGCACCAUUCGAGUCUUCAUACCGCGCUCCACCGCCCUUCCGCUCAAACAACUCAUCUUCGACUACAUAUCCACGCACCCAGCGCUUUAAUACAAACCACCUCGCUUCGGUGCCAGCUAUCGUCCCAGGUGGCGAAGCUUUGCCAAGUGCAUUGGAUCCAGCUGCGAGAAAGCGGUUGGCAGAGCUGGAGGAGCAAAAAAAGAAACUGCAAGACCAGAUCGACGAGAAGCAAAGGGAGAAGAGAAGGGGCCUUAGGGAAUGGGACAGCAAAGAGAGGGAGAGUAGAAGGGAUGGGCUGAGGAGCGAGUUGGCAGAAGAGGCCUUGGAGGCGAUGAGUGGGGAAGGUGCGGGGACUGGGACUGCUUUCUGA